CUGGAAAUAAAAUGAUUUUUCAACAACUUGAGAAAUAUUUUGCAAAGAAAAAAUAUAAAAAUAUAAUUGAAGCUAUAUACUGGAAUACUUUAUUCAGGAAGCUUACUGGAUUGACGGUAAUCGAGAUUCGGUCAGUCGGAGGAACGCUCGAAAUUAACUUUUCCACAGUGGGAUUUCUUAGUUUCUUAUGGUAUGCCACUUUGUUUAGCUACUGUGCCUGUGUCUCCUAUACCGAAGAUCAGUCAAUCGUAAGAAUGAUGUUUGACACAAAGCUUAAGCAGUAUGGAGAUUUGUUUGAAAAACUAAGUACCGUUAUAUUCGUGUUCUACGUCAUGAUUAAAGUGGCUUUCUUACUUAGUAAUGAUUUAACAUUUGCUCAUUUGAAUUGUGAAGUUGACAAAUGUAUCACAGACAUGCGCGUGGUGGGUGUCUCGGUCAACUAUGUGAAACACACAAUUUCGUCGAUCAAAAUGGUUAUAGCGCAAGAGAUUAUGUGGUUAUUCCGAGUGUUUUCAAUAUUCGGCAUUUUGCAUGGGCUAGAUACAUCUAUCCCUUUAGAGAAGAUAUUUCAAGGAGCCUUCUCUGAUGCGCUGGCGCUCGGUCUAGCUACAGCCUAUUGCUACUACUUGUUCAUUUGGAAAGAAAGAUACGGUAAUUUAAAUGAUGUCUUAAUAAAUAUAAAACAACAUAAAUUGUGGGAACAAACUUUUUUUGUGAGGGUUAAGGGCAGUGAUUCCGGAAAAGCAACGCAACUCCAAGACAAGUUCAUAUGCGAGAAGAUUAGAAUGUGCGCUUGUCUAAAUACCAAACUUUACGAUGGGAUUCAACAUAUUAACAGAAAAUUCGGAAUCGCACUGGCUGUUACUAUAUUUAUGUGCAUAAACUAUGGUAUACUAUACAUGUUUUAUUUCAUGGAAGCGACUGCCGCUGGGCUAUUCCACGAUAUCGAGAGGUAUCUGCGUCUGUUGGUAUUCAUAUUCUGGCAGAUUGGUUAUUGUGCUUUUAUCUUUUUCGUAAUUGUUUAUUACACCGAGGAUGCUCUUCAAGAGUCAAAAAAGACUUCUUUGAUCUUGCAUGAAAUUAUCCAGAACGACUUCAGCCCAGCCGUGAAUACAGAAGCAAUGCAAUUUUCGGUCCAGCUGAUGCAUCAGGUACCAGUAUUGAAGGCUCAUGGAUUAUAUGAAAUUAAUUACGCUAUAUUAUAUGAAGCGAGCAAAUUUAUAAUGCAAUUCUUGGUGAUUCUACUUCAGUUUGUGGACUCAAAGUAA
Molecule: messenger RNA, 1268 nt
Organism: Plodia interpunctella (Indianmeal moth)
Lineage: Eukaryota; Metazoa; Arthropoda; Insecta; Lepidoptera; Pyralidae
Product: putative gustatory receptor 28b
Exons: 4
Coding region: 12-1268 (418 amino acids)
Biological process (GO): sensory perception of taste
Cellular component (GO): membrane
Source: RefSeq, a predicted model, not a curated record